ACGUGAACAGCUGCGACGAUCACAGCUGAUCACAGUCACCCGGCUACAGCCCCUGAGGGCGCGUAAGAAUGAGACUUGUUAUCUUGUGACGUGUGUCUGUCACGUGCAAACACGAGUGUUUGCAGCACUGCAAAGAAGACAUUUAAAUACACGUAUUAUUUUGAUUAGUCAUCCGUGGGAAGUUCAUAAAAACGUCGAGUCACCGAUUUUCAUUGAAAACCAUUCUGUUUCUGUAAAGAACGACAGCUUCAAAAAUAGGACUGUUAAAAAUGGUCACUGGGCGAGCGCUUCAUUUCGUAUUCAAAAUACCGGAUCGCAAAUUAACAGCGAAGUUUUAUCGAGAAAUUCUUGGAAUGAAGGUAUUGCGACACGAAGAAUUUUCUGAAGGCUGUGAUGCUGCUUGCAAUGGACCAUAUGCGAACCGGUGGAGCAAAACUAUGAUAGGCUAUGGACCAGAGGAUACUCACUUUGUGAUAGAAUUGACUUACAAUUAUGGUAUCAAAGAAUACGAAGCUGGAAAUGAUUUUCGUGGUAUAACAAUCCGUUCUAAAGAGGUAAUUGAGAGAGCACGUGCAAAAGAAUGGCCUAUAAAAGAAGAAAGUGGAAAAUUUGUACUGCAAGCACCUGGUGGAUACAAAUAUUACAUUAUUGAUGAGCAACAACCUAUGGACAAAGAUCCAGUGCAAAAAGUAACUUUGUCUAGUUCAAAUCUUCAAAAAACUAUUGCUUACUGGAAAGAUAUUUUGGAUUUAAAAGUUUUCAAUCAAACUGAUAAAAGUGUUUUGCUGGGGUACAAUGAGAAUCAGGCUAAAGUUGAAUUUGAAGAUAUUGGUACUGAGGUUAAUCAUGCUAAAGCCUAUGGACGUAUAGCAUUUUCAGUUCCUAAAGCAGAACAACCAGAAAUUCAAAAAAGAAUCAAUGAAAGUGGCAAUAAAAUACUGACAGAUCUGAUUACUUUAGAUACACCAGGAAAGGCCUCUGUGACCGUUAUUAUUCUCGCAGAUCCUGAUGGACAUGAAAUUUGCUUUGUCGAUGACGAAGGUUUUCGUCAGCUAUCAGUUCCGGACUAUCCGAGUGAACAAAUUUUGGACAGAUAUAUCAAGAAAGAAACAUGAAUUAUUAAUUUAUAGUUUCGAAAUUAAUGUUUCUUCAGUGCUGGGAAUGAUAUAUAUUUCAGUAUUAAUAGUUCUUAUUUCCUAGAAAAAAGAAGGUGAUGGAGUACACAAAUACAAAUUAUUUUUAAUAAGCAAAGAAUGAAUUUUUAACAAUUCACAGCGAUCUUGAAUACUCGUUAAUAUUUUACAGUUUAUAUACUAUAUGUUGUUUUAUAAUUCAUAUAUGUUUCUAUAAAAUGUAUGUUCUAUGGUGAAGGUGAUUAUACGAGAUAAAAUAAAAGUUUCAUUAUAAAA
This is a messenger RNA of Hylaeus anthracinus, 1409 nucleotides long. RefSeq names its product glyoxalase domain-containing protein 4. Bases 270 to 1115 code for a protein of 281 amino acids. The transcript is spliced from 7 exons. The record is from RefSeq and is a predicted model, not a curated record. NCBI's taxonomy places the organism in Eukaryota, Metazoa, Arthropoda, Insecta, Hymenoptera, Colletidae.